Molecule: messenger RNA, 6323 nt
Organism: [Torrubiella] hemipterigena
Lineage: Eukaryota; Fungi; Ascomycota; Sordariomycetes; Hypocreales; Clavicipitaceae
Source: the annotation of a GenBank genome assembly
CGCAGACUUCCUAUUGCGGCAAUCCACAUUUUUUUUGACUCAAACGUCACCAGCACCACCAGCAAAGCUUGACUCACUCAUCAACAUCAAACCAUCACCACCACGACAAAAUCGUCUGCACUGCUCACGUAGCAGAAGCUGCUGCCGCCCAUCAUGGCUUUUACUAUGCACUCGCACUCGGGCCAAUUCUGCCCGGGCCAUGCGGUUGACCAGCUUGAGGACAUUAUUAACCACGCCAUCUCUAUUGGCUACAAGACUAUUGGCCUCACAGAGCAUAUGCCGCGGUACCACGAGCGAGAUUUAUAUCCAGAAGAGAUGGAUGACCCGCAAGAAUCACUGCGCACACUAAUCCCGCUCCACGACGCCUAUCUUGUAGAAGCCCAGCGCCUGCAACGCGCAUACGCCUCGCAGAUUCACAUCCUCAUUGGCUUUGAGGCCGAGUUUAUUCGCCCCGAGUACUACCCGCUGGUCAAGGCGCUCGCAGAGCCCGCCAUCGUUGACUACUUCAUCGGAUCCGUCCACCACGUGCACAGCAUCCCGAUUGACUACAACAAAACCUUUUUUGCCGAAGCCAUUGCCGCAGCUGGCGGCUCUGAGGAGCAGCUAUAUGCCGACUACUACGACCUGCAGCACGAGAUGCUGGCGGCGCUGAAGCCCCGCGUUGUCGGGCACUUUGACCUGAUCCGCCUGAUGAGCGAAGAGCCAGACCGCGAUGUGAGGAAGCAGUGGAAGGGCGUCUGGGCCAAAAUCAUGCGCAACCUCGAACUGGCAGCCAAGCAGGGCGCCUGGCUCGAGUGCAAUACGGCAGCACUACGCAAGGGACUAGCCGAGCCGUAUCCCGGGAGGCAGAUUGCCGAGGAGUGGUUGAAGCUCGGGGGCAAGUUUACCAUGUCAGACGAUAGUCACGGCAUUGGACAGGUUGCGACAAACUACGCACAUGGUCUGGCGUACUUGGAGAGUUUGGGGGUCAAUGAGCUCUGGACACUCGAGAGAAAGCCGAAUCCAGGUGUGAAAGACGGAUUGAGGGCGAUGUUGGUAGACAAGGCCGUCACUGUGGCGGAGAUGCGUGAGCGGUUCCCGAUUACAACGAAUGGCAACGCUUCGAAAUGAUGAAGGAGACAAUACAGAACACUCUGAGCUCUGUUUUAUUACAAAACAGGCGAGACAUAGAGCAUAGACGACGAAAACACAGCCAACCAUAGACGAGGAAGGGGGGACUGUUCAGUAUAGAUGAUGCAUAUAUAUACAGUACAAACGGCAACCAGCCAGCUUCUAGAAUAUAGUACCCAAUGAUGAUGAUUAUGAUGAUAUACACUUCCUCUCUUUCUUUGUUCUUCUCUCUCCCUUCGUCCUCAGUUAAUCUUUCUUAGUCUCCUCCCUGACAUUCACCAUCUUCGCCAACCUCUCACUCUUCACCACCUCAUCCACCCACCUCCUUCUCGGCAACUCAAACGUCUCCUUGACCCGCCCAUACGCCAUCCCGCCCAACUGCGCAAUCGGGCGCAACUUCUCCAAAUCCACCGUCCGUCCACCCUCAUCCGUCGCAUCCUCACGCACCCAGAACCUCACCGCCUUCAACAUCACCACGCCCGCCUUACUCAUACCACUCUUACCCUCACCAAGCACUUUCACAUCCACAACUUCCGCCUCCGCCGAAAACACCGACUCUUUCACCCUCGAUGCCUGCACCACUGCCGCCGGCGCCUCAUGUAGUCCUGAAAUCGCCCACUCCGAGACCCCGUGCGGCGCAUCUACCGCCACGGCAUUCACAGCCUCAAUCAUGUCCUCGGAGACCGUGUUGAUUACACACUCCCCCGUCUCCUGGAGAUUGCGGAAUGUGUCCUUCUCGGCGCCUGGCCGCGAUGAAAAGCCCACGAUAAAAGUCGGCGGGUCGUGAUCCACGACUUGGAAGUAACUGAAUGGCGCGAGGUUCUUGGAGCCGUCUUUGCCGCGCGUGCUGAUGAGUCCAAUGGGCCGUGGAGCAAUAGCGCUAAUAAGAAGCUUGUAGUUGUCGACCAUGGCACGGUCCGCGGCGUACGGAUCGAUUUGGCGAUGGGGGAUUGUUAGGUCUCGACCAGGCACGCCGUCGCCGUACUGCCAUGUUGGGUUGGGCUGUUUUGUUACGAGGAUGGGCGCGUUGGAGUUGUCAAAGGGCGGGCGGGAGGCUUGCUUCUUUUCAAAGUCGGCGGCGCGGUCGAUGAUUUUGUAGUUGGCCUCUGCUUUGGAGACUGCCGCCGCCGAUGAUGAGGAUGAGGAAUUGCGUGAUGAGGUGAUGCAGUGAGUAGGCGUGUUGUGGCGGCUACAGCGGGCUCCGGCUAGGUUUCUGCACCAUGCGGGGCGCAGUCGUAUCGAAUUCAUAUUUGGCAGUCUAUGAAAAUACGACUCUGUAGAGAUGAGAGUCAAUUGGCGUGAGAUCAAAGUGUGUGGUGGUUGCGAAUGAGGUGAGUGAGUGCGUGGGGAACGGAGCAUACGCCGACAUCGCCAUGCCCGCUUUAUAAUACAGCCAACACAGAGAACCGUUGACAACACGACAAGUACAAAAUAAAAAUAAAAAUAAAUAGUAAUUAUAUUCUACUGGUGUAAGAAACACAAAAAAGUCUACUCUCCACACAAUUCCUCCAUUCUUCCUUCUUCAUUUUCCCCUCAUUGCAUCCUCCUGGCGCUGUCAAAACAUCUAAAGAAAAAAACUACAAAUAUCAAACGCCUCGUCACGCCACGCACCACACCGCCUACAAAAGCAAGCAAGGUACAAGGUAUCGUUUCAUUAGGUCUAUUCGUAACUGUGCCAUUCUUGGCAGAGAAUCUGCUCCUACGCAGUCGGCUCUCUCUUCACCUUCAGGUCGCCGCUCGCCGGCUGGUCAUUGCGCUCUGUGUUGCCGUUGGCUCGCGGCGCAAACGGGAUUCCCGCUGCAUACUGAAACAGGCCAUUCUUCUUGGCGGGAAUUGGUGUUCCUACGGGCGUGUUGGCCGAUGGCGUUGCCGUGUUAGGCGCAAGCCACUGCAGCGGCUCUUCCCGGCUCACAAUCACAGGGUCUGGGCCGUCAGGCUGGUACGCGAUGAAGUCGGACGGGGACACGGACUUGGUGAAUCGCCCAUUGUCGCCCUUGGGACCAAGUGGUGACGACAUGUCUGCUGGGCUGUAGUCCAACGCCGGCGAAGACAUGUCUGAAGUGGUGCGUGAGAGGAAGCUACGGUCCGAGGCUGUCGCGUCUACUGUGCUCGAGGAUGUCGGCUCCGCACUUGCGCUAGAUCUACCGCGGCGAGAGGUGUCGACUUGAAUCUUGGGCUUACCAAGCUCCUCCUUGCCCUCUGACUGCUGUCGGUUGCGGGCGCGCGCUUCCUUUUGUGCCUGGGUAAUCAAGUUAAUCUUAAUCUUCUUCAUUCCCGUCGUAAUCUUAUCAACGCUGGGGUUGGGAGGCUCCGAGGCAGGCACAGGAGGUACGUCUGAUGGAGGACCAGCACGCGCUCUAGCGGCUGUCUUGGCCUUGCUGGUGGGUGUUGUUGCCCGGCGGUUCGUUCGGGGUGUCUUGGGUGCUGCCGUCGUCUCCUUGCGAGUCUGCGAUUUACUUCUAGUCUUCUUGACCGUGAUAUUUUUUAGAUCGCCGGCUGCUGCAGAUUCAGGCCGUGAAGCAUUGUUUGCAAGCUGGUCAACAUUUUGGGGAAGAGGAGGAACGGGUUCCUGUUCUCUGUCAGGGCUAAACGGCCCAGGUGUGGCACUGAGGCGGCGGCUGGAUCUUCUGCUAGCCGUUCUAGGUCCGUCCGAUGAGGAUGGUCGGGGUGUGCAGCCAGCGUCGGCGUUCUUAGGCUUGGGCGUCUUGGCCGAUGCUCGUCGAGGGGUAGAGUAGGCGCUGCGCUGGCCGUCUAGUUCACCGUCAAUCGAUCCAAAUGCGCGUGCCUUGCGUUCUCGCAGCGCCAUCUUGGCUGGAGGUGCUUCUGGCAUGGACGGCAUGGGAGUAAUGCCCAGAAGAGUUGCCUGCUUCUCUCGCCUAGCCUUGGAUGCCUCUGCGUUGAGCUCUUCUGCUCUGCAGCUGUCUGUCUGGCGUUCCGACGGAAUGAGCAGCUUGGAAAGCUCGUGCGCAGCCACCAUCCACGGCACCUCUGGCGCAACUGGAGACAUGGGUCGCGCCACAAUCUUGGGGCGGUUCGCCGAAAGGCCAGACAAGCUUCUUCGCAUGCGGACAGGGUCGACCACGCGAGCGGCAGAUGCUGCUGUGGGCGUGAAAUAGGCUGGUGUCUCUGAAGUUCUGGGCUUGCGCGGCGGUGAGGCAGGGUUCGCCAUGAGCUCCUCCAGCUUAUCUAGCUCGGCGCUUGACCACCAGCUAGGAUCGUACUUGUGAAGCGAAGCACCGCCGAUCUCGUCCUUGACUGCGACUGGAGCAACGUCCACUGUGGCAGUACCAAGCUUCUGGCUCAUUUCCACAGCUAGACUUGAACCCAGAUCCGGUACGGCAGCCUUUGCUGUUUGGUCAGCGACAAGACCACUUAGAUGGCUAAAGGUUCCAGAGAACAGUGCUCGGUCGCUAUAUCCGCCUUCCAAGACACUGAUAACUCUGCCGUCGGUACCUAAACCCUCCUCUGAUGCAAUCUUGACGAUGUCCUGUGUAAGUCUGGCAUAGAAUUCGGUCGGAACGUUGACUUGGUGUCGCUGCAUGCCGGCGCUCUCCCACUCGCUGGCAUCAAAUCCUGCCGAGAAGAAAAUGACUGCCUUUGGCACCUGGUGGUCGUCUCGUACGCGCUGGGCCUGGAGCUUCAAGUACGCCCGGGUCUUUUCGAGAAUAAUCGAGUACUUUGUUUCGUAGAUUUCCCAGAAUUCCUUUUCCGUCUUCCAGGGCUGCAGAUGGACGUUCCAAAUGCUCUGCCCGUGAGCAUUAUCAAUACACAAACUAGCAUUCUUGACCUUUUCCUCGUCGCCCAUCUCGCAGGGGUACGAGUUGAUAUCGUGCAAACUAAAGUAGCCAAUGGACGUCUUCUUCCACGAUGCCAAGCUCUUGUUUGCGAAAUGUGCCCGCGAGUUGUGCUCCCAGGUAAUGGCCUGAGAGCCGUCACCGUGGUGCAAGUCGAAAUCGAUAAUGGCAGCGUGUGUUAGGCCGUGGGUGAGAAUGGCGUGCAUGAUUCCUACGUGGACAUUGUUAACCCAGCAGAAGCCAGACGGGUGUGCUGCAGAACAGUGAUGGCCAGGAGGUCGGACGCCGACAAAGGCUCGAGUAGAUGGCGUAUUAGGAUCCAUGACGAUAUCGACAGCAUCGCAUACCGCUCCUAGUGCUCCCUCCAUGGCAUCCAGGGACUCCCCACAGAGGUACAAGUCUCCCUCAUGGAACUUUUGCGCAGGCUCGUCACGCUCAAUAUCAGGACGCUGAAGCUCUUUGCCUCCCAUGGCGAGCACGGAUUCAGCCGUCUCACACAUGUAUUUGAGCUCAUCCAUCCAUUUUGUGCCGUGGACAUUGGUCACCGCCUGCGAUGUAAGUGGAAUGCGGCGAGUUGUCUUUUGUACACGGAACGGGAUCCUGGGGAGCGCAUAGACAUCGCUCUUGGGGUUCGCUGGGUAUGCGCCGUCGGCAUGGCGGUCUCCCAGCCGAACAUAGGCCAUGGAGACACCAAGGACGCUUGCCUUUAUACGUUCGGGUCGCUCCACGAUGGUGCUCAAGACGCUUCGAGACGUUCGGGGUCGAGACCAGCGGUGGCCGUAGACAGAGUCGUGCAGAAUAACUACAGUUUCGGUCGGGAGGGUCGCCUCUGGCCCAUGGUGGGCAGCAAGCUCAGCUUCAAAGUAUGCGCUAGCUACCGAGCUCGGUGUCAUGGGGGGCUUCUGCUCCUCCUGGCCAAGUACAGGCGACUUGGCUGCAGAAGGCGACACACCGCGGGCAAAGCUAGAUCGUCUAGAGGUUUUCCCGCCAUUGGCCGAGUGCAGCGAGUUCAUAGACGCUUUGCGCAACAGUGGCGGGGUCGAAGCUCUGGAGUGGCGGCCAUGGGACGGGCUUCGAGCGCGGCGAGGGGAGGCAGAUGAGUGUCGCGACUUGGAUCUGGUUCUCGGUUUGGACUCGACAAUCUGCGGAGGAGAAGGAGGAACUUUGAGAGAAAGCUGGCUAAGCGACUGGGUCAGACCAGUAUCUUCUUCUUUAAUUAUUUCUGCGGUUGGCUGGCGAAGUGGCGGAGGCCACGCUGUUGACGACAUGUUGACGAUUGCAAGAUCAUGGGUCGACCGUUGUGGUGUUUACAAAAUGGGAGACAAGUCGGUUUUGUCUGUUUCUUUUUUUAAGAAUCAAGAAGAGGGGUAAGAAGGAAACAAAGCCCAAAAUCCACCCUUUUAGCGGUUUCGUUGGUGG